Molecule: messenger RNA, 592 nt
Organism: Arabidopsis lyrata subsp. lyrata
Lineage: Eukaryota; Viridiplantae; Streptophyta; Magnoliopsida; Brassicales; Brassicaceae
Exons: 1
Coding region: 60-473 (137 amino acids)
Source: RefSeq, a predicted model, not a curated record
CACUAUAUUAUAGGAGAGGAGUUUGAACCCAAAAAAAAAAAAGAGAGACAAAGAGGAAGAUGGGUUGGUUUAUUAAGGAAAGAAGAGGAGGUUCAUGGAAGCGAGGAUGGUUAGAGGAAACACUACUAACAACAUCAGCACCUCCUCUUACACUACUAGCUCUCUUAGCCAUCAUAUCUUUACUCCUAUUCCUCUCUUCAUACCCGCGUUACAAAUACGAGGUUGAGAAAACCGCGGCUAAUCUCAAGCUCUUCAUGCUAUUCCUCCCAAUUCUCUUUGUAUUCCUCCUCCUUUCUCUAAACUUCGUCCAUCGACUUCUCUUUAAAUCCUCUUACUCCGUUAGAGCAAACCAGGCUAAGUCCCUUUUUGGAGAAGGAAACUUUCCGUGGGGAGUUUUGCUUAUGCUAAUACUUCUACUUCUUUUGGUUUCUAAACAAUCUUACUUUCACUCCUUAUGGUACCCUACCUUAUGAGUUAUGAUCUUCCAAUAAUUCAUGUCUAGUCUUCAAAUGUAAUCUUUAGAUUGAUCAUUGCUUCUUGUAAUCCAUAAUUCCACACAUGUUAAAAGACAUUUUGAGUAUAAUUAUAAGAA